AUGACGCAAAAGAUAUUAGCCCGUCCUGAAAAUGGUGUGGUGGUGGUAAUUUUAAUUUCUUUUCUUCAGUGUGGUAGACUUCAUGAAGCUCCGAGAGAAGUGGAAUUAUUGAAAAAGAAAUUCUCAUUGCAACAAUUGGGAAAGAAGAAGUGGCUUGAAAACCGAGAAUUAGAAUAUUCAAAAUCCUUUCCAGUGGAGUUUAUGAAUGAUAUGAAAUUUGUGCUGAGUCACAUUAAGAAAUAUGGACAUGGGCUAGCAUAUGCAUCAACUUGUUUCAAAGAAGACAGAGAUUUUGUGUUGAAAGCAGUUCAAUAUCAGGGAUUAGAAUUACAAUUCGCAAAUGUAAAUAUGCACAAAGAUCAAGAAAUAAUAUUGGCCUCCUUAAACCGAAAUCCGUAUGGAUUUAGAUUUGCCUCAAACGAACUUCUAAAAAACAAAGAAUUUGUGUUGAACACAGUUAGAAAGAACGGGCACGCUUUACUCUAUGUUGACGAUGUAUUUUUGCAAGACAGAGAAAUAAUUUUAGCUGCUGUGCAGCAAAACGGUGAAGCAUUAAGGUACAAUCAAGCCUUAGAAUUGAAAGACGAUAGGGAGAUUAUUUUUGAAGCAAUCAAACAAACGAAGAAGGCGUUUCAAUGGAUAUCAACGAGCUUACUUAGAAAUACUCAUUUCAUGUUGCAAGCUUUAAAAUUUGUGGGUGCUGAAAUUUAUAUAUUUGACUAUUCCAACAAAGAAAUAAUGCUCAAAGCUGUUCAAGAUUUGGGAUUUUUACUCGAAUUCUCAUCUGAUGAACUCAAGAAAGAUCGAGACAUUAUUUUGACUGCAGUUCGAAAAGCUAUCAAGUUAGGAUGUAAAAACGUUCUGGAGUAUGCUUCACAAGAGGUUGCUACUGACAAAGAAUUUGUGUUAAAAGCGCUCAAAUUUAACAGUCUUGAAGUAAUAGAAUCCUUAAAUUCAAACUUUAAAGCUGAAAAAGAAAUCAUUUUAGAAGCAGUGAAGAAUGAUGGACGCUCGUUAUUUUAUGCUAGCAAAGAGUUGCAGAAAGAUCCAGAGCUUGAUAUGGAAGCUCUUAAAUGCAAUGGCUAUGUGUUAGAGUAUCAAGCCAGAAUAGAACAUUGCUAUUUCGGAGCAUAUUUGGGCAUAACCGAACGUUGA
Naegleria lovaniensis is the source of this 1155-nucleotide messenger RNA. RefSeq lists its product as uncharacterized. The coding region runs from base 1 to 1155 and encodes 384 amino acids. The record is from RefSeq and is a predicted model, not a curated record. NCBI's taxonomy places the organism in Eukaryota, Heterolobosea, Eutetramitea, Acrasida, Naegleriidae. The transcript has a single exon.